Molecule: messenger RNA, 1608 nt
Organism: Trichophyton rubrum CBS 118892
Lineage: Eukaryota; Fungi; Ascomycota; Eurotiomycetes; Onygenales; Arthrodermataceae
Exons: 2
Coding region: 1-1608 (535 amino acids)
Source: RefSeq, a predicted model, not a curated record
AUGCGUGCUUAUACUUCUAUCCAUCUAUCUGCCUUCUCUCAAGGAAACUAUCAAAAUAAAAUAAAACAAGCAACGUUGCCAAGCCUCGCCAUCGUUCUCCCCACCAAACUCAAUUUCAUCGAACUAAAGCGAAGGCAGAUUUCGCCAGCGGAAGACGACGACGUGCACCCGACACCGCGCUACGGCUCUCUAGAUACCUCCCAGUUCAAUAAUAGCCUGCUAAUUACUUCUAUAGACGUGUUACUCUUACGCUUGCUCCCUUUGAUGGGAGAUGGGAACGCAGAGACGCGACUCGACGGGGCUGCCGGGCCACGACUAGGGGGGAGCUUUGCGCCAGCCAACCUUCCAUAUCACAAGAGAAACAGUGCCGGUAGCACAAGACUGCCGAGCUUGCUGCCGUCGAGAUUUACUUUCUUGCGCAUGAAUUCCGCUAACGUCACGAAAAAUACACAUGACAAGGCCGAGGGCGAAGAGGAAGCAGACGGGGACGAGAUCGAUGGUGGCCUUGACAUCAUGCGGACAACAGGACAGCAGACCGGAGGGCAGAGGUUAAAGGUGCCAGACAGAGCUAUUGCCAGCGUCCUAAACCAGCAAAGAAGGAAGACGCGGAGAAGAAAAGGCUCGUUGAGGAAAACGGCUUUACUUGGGACGGGGAUCUUUCUCAACCAGUACGAUGGACCGGCAGAGACUGAGGGGCAUAAGAGCAGAGAGGAAGAGGAGCUUGAAAAGGAUGGGGAUGCGGGUCGUGAAGCUGCCUCUGUUGUCACAAACGACAGCAAGAAGUUAUCUCGGCUUCAACGACAGCUCUCAACGUCAUUUGACGAGGGUGAGUCUACUCCCCGACGAUAUAGUCAUUCGAGCACGCUUGCUGCGGAUCACGAAAGUUCCUCCUCUGCCUCUCCCUCUUCCUGGAACCGGAACCAGUGGAAGCAACAACAGCAGGGACAGCAAUUGCAGCACACGCCGACAAACAGUGGCUCCUUCUCGAAUACCGCGCAAGUAGGACAAUCAAGUGCAGCAAACUCCGUCCAAGAUGAUGGCACAACGGAUGAUGAAGACGGACUCUCGCUACCGCGACUGAAUACCUCGAAACACUCUCGUCUGUCGAGCAAAACUAGCAACAGCAGCAUAUCGGCCUCUCCUGUACUUCCUCCUCGACGUAUGCCGCUGACGGCUCUACAAACAACUGUUUCAUCUAGUUCAGACUCCUUCUUCAAACAUUCCAACACCAUGGCACAGAUUUCACGCUCGUCUUCUCAGCGUAUUCGGUCACCACUAGCUACUUCAAACACUGCCGAAAUCACCAGUACCUCAGAGGUAUGGGAUUACUCUGAGACCGAGUGGUGGGGAUGGAUUAUACUGAUAGUCACCUGGCUGGUGUUUGUCGUCGGCAUGGGUAGCUGUCUUGGGGUAUGGAGCUGGGCGUGGGAUGUUGGAGAGACUCCAUAUGCACCACCAGAGCUGGAGGAUGAUGCCACCCUUCCAAUUGUAGGGUAUUACCCUGCCUUGAUCGUCCUGACAGCUGUUAUGGCUUGGGUUUGGGUGAUAGUUGCUUGGGUGGGCAUGAAGUAUUUCCGACAUGCAAAUAUAUCAGGGGACGAUACGUGA